CAUCCCCCCAAAUCAACCCUUUCUCUCUCCUCUUCUCUCUUCUUUCUCUCUCCUCCCCCAUUUUUUUAUUCAAAAAAACAUUUUUUUAAAAUUUUUAUUUUUAUUUAAAUCCUCAAAAAAAAAACCAUAUACCAAUACCAACAGAAUUACCAUGAUCAUCAUGAAUCCUACAAUAACUCCUACUUCAACAAAUACUACUACAAUAAAUAUACCCUACAAAGCCCAUUUACCCAUCUCUUCUAAGCCCAUUUUCAACCCGAAAAAGCCCAUUAAUAUUCAUUGUGCUCUUCACUCAGCAGCCCCUCCUUCCAUUUUCCAUUUCCCAAACCAUGAUUCAUCACCCAAAUCUUCUCCUCCUCAUCAUCUUCCUCAAUGGAACCUUUUCCAAAAAGCUGCUGCAUCAACUUUUGAUUUCAUUGAAAAUACCCUGACAACCCGAGAACGUGCCCACCCAUUUCCCAAAACAUCCGACCCGGAAAUCCAAAUAUCCGGAAACUUCGCCCCAGUACAAGAAACCCCCGUCAAACAAUCGCUCCCUAUCAUAGGAGAAAUCCCAUCUUCCAUUGACGGCGUUUACGUACGAAACGGCGCUAACCCUUUAUUCAAACCAACCGCCGGCCACCAUUUAUUUGAUGGUGAUGGCAUGGUUCACGCCGUCACCAUCCACAACGGGGUAGCAAGUUACGCCUGUAGAUUCACUGAAACCAACAGAUUAACGCAAGAACGGGAUCUGGGUAGAGCUGUUUUCCCUAAAUCUAUCGGUGAACUUCAUGGUCAUUCAGGAAUUGCUAGACUAUUUCUGUUUUACGCUCGUGGGUUGUUUGGGCUUUUAAAUCAUGAAAAUGGUAUGGGUGUUGCUAACGCUGGUUUAGUUUAUUUUAAUGGAAGGUUGUUAGCUAUGUCAGAAGAUGAUAUACCUUACCAUGUAAGGGUUACCUCUAAUGGCGAUUUAAAAACUGUGGGAAGGUUUGAUUUCAAUGGGCAGUUAAAUUCCUCCAUGAUUGCUCACCCAAAACUUGACCCACAAUCCAAAGAAUUAUUUGCUUUAAGUUACGAUGUUAUUAAACCCCCAUUUCUUAAAUACUUUAAAUUUUCACGGGAUGGUGAGAAAUCUGAAGAUGUUGAAAUCCCAUUAAAGGAACCUACAAUGAUGCAUGAUUUCGCAAUUACCCAGAAUUUUGUAGUUAUCCCAGAUCAACAAGUAGUGUUUAAGAUGAAGGAAAUGAUUACCGGAGGAUCUCCCGUUGUUUUCGACAAGAACAAAAAGUCGCGUUUUGGUGUUAUGAGAAAAGACGCUAAAAAAGCGUCGGAAAUUAUAUGGGUUGAUUCUCCUGACACUUUUUGCUUCCAUGUUUGGAACGCUUGGGAAGAAUCUCAUAGCGACGACAUUGUGGUUAUUGGGUCUUGUAUGACUCCUCCUGAUUCUAUUUUUAAUGAAUGUGAUGAAAAUUUAAAGAGUGUUUUAUCUGAAAUCCGGCUUAAUUUACGGACGGGUCAAUCAACUCGACGACCCAUUAUUGACCCAGCCAUGUAUGAUCAUUUUAACCUUGAAGCGGGUAUGGUAAACCGUAAUUUACUUGGGAGAAAAACCCGGUUUGCUUAUUUAGCAAUUGCUGAACCGUGGCCUAAAGUUUCCGGGUUUGCUAAGGUCGAUUUGGAAACGGGUGAGGUAAAAAAAUUUAUUUACGGUGGUGAAAAGUACGGUGGUGAACCCUUUUUUUUACCGCGAGGUAAUAAUAGUUUUGAUAGUGAUCAUGAGGAUGAUGGGUAUGUAAUGGGAUUUGUACAUGAUGAAAAGGAAGAGAGUUCGGAAUUGUUAAUUGUAAAUGCAAGUAAUUUGGAAGUUGAAGCUUCGAUUAAGUUGCCUUCUAGAGUUCCUUACGGUUUUCAUGGAACGUUCGUGCGAUUAGAAGAUUUGCAAGAUCAAGAUAUAGUUUGCGACAUUUAAAUUUUCGGAAAAUAUAUAGCAAACUGAAUGAAACAGAACGACAAAGUAACAUAAAUCUGACUAGGAGAGUAAAACGAAAGCCCAGAGGGAUAGUGGAUGAAAAAGGGGUCCCCGGGACUCUCCGUUUCUUGCUGAUCUCGUUCAACUUAAUUCAGAAAUUAACACCAAAAAUUAGUUUUGGAAUAUUUUUGUUAAUUUUUGUUAGAUUUUGGGAAUGGAAUAGUGUGAAAUAUCUAUCAAGUGUAGAUGUAGAUAAUGAUUGGUGUUUGUGUUGUGCCUUGGCUCAUUUUAUUGUUUAGGCAUACCAGUGCCCAAUUAUAAAGGAGUAUAAUUAAUUUUUGAUCUUUAAUUUUUCUACAUAGCAAUUUUUUUAUUUUUGUAUAUUUAUAUUUGACAAUUUUCUAUAUUAAUUAGUUGUAUUCUUAAAAAUAUUACUCCUACU
This is a messenger RNA of Amaranthus tricolor (Joseph's coat), 2390 nucleotides long. RefSeq names its product 9-cis-epoxycarotenoid dioxygenase NCED2, chloroplastic. Gene Ontology annotation, molecular function: carotenoid dioxygenase activity. Gene Ontology annotation, cellular component: chloroplast stroma. Lineage: Eukaryota; Viridiplantae; Streptophyta; Magnoliopsida; Caryophyllales; Amaranthaceae. The transcript has a single exon. Gene Ontology annotation, biological process: carotene catabolic process. The record is from RefSeq and is a predicted model, not a curated record. Bases 152 to 1948 code for a protein of 598 amino acids.